Messenger RNA from Penicillium cinerascens, 1698 nucleotides. RefSeq names its product MDR family MFS transporter. Bases 1 to 1698 code for a protein of 565 amino acids. Gene Ontology annotation, biological process: transmembrane transport. Lineage: Eukaryota; Fungi; Ascomycota; Eurotiomycetes; Eurotiales; Aspergillaceae. Gene Ontology annotation, molecular function: transmembrane transporter activity. The record is from RefSeq and is a predicted model, not a curated record. The transcript is spliced from 6 exons.
AUGGCCUCAGUUCUGGAAAAUCCGUCAGGCCAGUCGAGCGCCGACAGCUCGGCGGUUGAUUUGGCAGGCGCAGACAAAAAUGCAGCCGUGCUAGUUUUCAACGAACAAACUAAUUAUGUACCUAAGCGCACCAUUAUCACGAUCUUUUUGGCUUGUUCGAGUGUUGAUUUGCUGGCUUUGAUGGACCAGACGACCUUGGCGGCUAGUUUGUCUAUUAUUGGGAACGCACUGGGGGCUAGUGACCAGACCUCGUGGAUUUCUGGUGGUUACUUCGUGACAUCGACUUGCUUUCAGCUCAUCUACGGCAAACUGUCCGAUAUCUGCUCUCGCAAAAUUGUGCUAUUCGUCGGUCUUGGGAUCUUCUUUAUCGGAUCGCUAGCAGCGUCUCUCGCGCAGAAUGUCACCCAGCUCAUUGUCUUUCGAGCCUUGACGGGUGUCGGCGGUGGCGGGUUGAUGACCGUCGCCCAGAUGAUCGUCAGCGAUGUUGUCCCUCUCCGCGAGCGAGGCAAGUACCAAGGUAUUCUCGGUGCCGUGGUGGCAAUUGCCAACGGUAUCGGUCCUGUCAUCGGUGGAGCACUGGCGUCGAUUUCACAGGACUCGUGGCGGUGGAUCUUCCGAUUGAACCUGCCCUUAACGGCGAUUACAACCCUGGCCGUGCUGUUCUUCAUGCCUUUGCGGAAGGUCGAGGGCGAUUGGAAGCUCAAAUUGAAGGCUAUUGAUUUCUUCGGUGCAUUGCUGGCCCUGGGAGGUACCUCGGUUCUGCUACUGGGUUUGAACUGGGGUGGCGGCGAAUACCAGUGGAACUCGGUGCACGUUAUUGUGACUCUGGUGGUUGGGUUUGCUAUUUCGGUUGCUUUUGUUGGGUGGCAAUGGAAAGGCGCCCGUGUGCCCCUGGUGCCGAUGCACAUCUUCAAGAGCCGAAUCGUCAAUGGCGCUUGUCUCACCAUGUUCAUCAAUGGAUGGAAUUUCCUGGUCCAAGUUUAUUAUAUUCCCACCUUUUACCAGCUGGUGUUUGGCUACUCCACGGUGAAAGCAGGUGCCAUGUUGCUUCCUAUUACCCUAAUGCAAACACUCAGCAGUACCGGGUCCGGGCUCGUCGUUCAUUGGGUCGGCCGCUAUCGCGAAUGUAUCCUAUUCGGCUGGGUUAUCUGGGCCGUUGGACUCGGACUCUUCUCGACGCUGGAUCAAUCCUCAGGGCUUGGAAAGCAGAUCGGCUAUGGGCUCUUGACUGGUGUCGGCGUUGGAAAUACGCUGCAGCCAGCCUUGAUUGCCGUUCAAGCCGGUGUCGAGCGACGAGAUAUGGCCGUUGUCACCUCAUUCCGCAACUUCGUCCGAAACCUUGGCGGGACACUCGGCCUUGCAAUUGCCGGAACAAUAAUUAACAACAUUGUCGCAUCAUCCAUCUCAACCCUCGACCUCUCCGACUCCGAAUCCCGCUCUCUACUCUCCAGUCCUCGGACUUUCCUAUCCAAACAAUCUGCUGAAAACGCCAGUCACAUCCGAAGUGUUCUCAUCCCUGCUUAUCAGAAAGGGUUCCGGAUUAUCUUCAUUAUUGGGGCUUCGUUAGCAGCACUCGCCUUCUUCUUGGCGUACGGAUUGAUGCCCCAGCUUGGACUGAAGCGGGCAGAUGAUGAAGCAUUGAAAAAGGAAGGAGAAAAACGAGUGAAAGGCGAAUUGGAUGAAGAGAAACGAGGCUGA